GGCUGCUAUAGUGAAAACUCGUCACUGCGCUGAAAAUCGUUGCUGCAUCUCUGCCAUCACCAACGGCGAAAACUUGAUGCUGCAUCUCAGCCAUCACCAACGGCGAAGACUCAACGCUGCAUCUCUACCAUCACCAACGGCGAAGACUCGACGCUGCAUCUCAGCCAUCACCAACGGCGAAGACUCGACGCUGCAUCUCAGCUAUCACCAACGGCGAAGACUCGACGCUGCAUCUCUACCAUCACCAACGGCGAAGACUCGACGCUGCAUCUCAGCCAUCACAUGCAGCGUUGCUGUCUCCAUCAAACUGUGA
Molecule: messenger RNA, 313 nt
Organism: Pelobates cultripes (western spadefoot toad)
Lineage: Eukaryota; Metazoa; Chordata; Amphibia; Anura; Pelobatidae
Source: the annotation of a GenBank genome assembly